CCCAAAUGUAAACACCCCCGAACACAUUUUGAAUACCCAUCAGUAAACCAUCGCCAAAAUGGUCCUUGCGCAGCCAGCAAACCAACAUGUAUCGAAAGCUUUCGACCUCACGGGGAAGGUCGCAGUAGUGACGGGCGGCGCUCGUGGAAUCGGUCUGGAUGUGUCCAGAGGAUUAGCCGAAGCUGGGGCUCAUGUCGCAAUCAUCUAUAAUUCAUCGACAGACGCAGAAGCCGUCGCGACCCAGAUCGCCUCGGCCAACAACGUGACAGUGCGCGCUUACCAGGCAAACGUGGCAAACCAAGACUCCAUCGACGCCGCAACGCGCAAGAUCGUCACAGAUUUUGGCAAGCUGGACAUCGCCGUGGUCAACUCCGGGGUCGCGUCAUGCGUAGCAGCCGAAGAGUACACCCCGCAGCAAUGGAAGCAGAUCAUGGACGUGAACCUGGACGGGGCGUUCUACACGGCCCAGGCAGCAGCAAAGAUCUUCAAAGAGCGGGGACACGGAAAUAUCAUAUUUACAGCCUCGGUCAGCGCGACAUUGGUCAAUGUGCCGCAGAAACAAGCUGCGUACAACGCUUCCAAAGCAGGAGUCGUGCAGCUGGCGAAAUGCUUGUCGGUAGAGUGGGUGGACUUUUGCCGAGUGAACUGCAUCUCGCCGGGCUUUAUCGCCACUGAGAUUCUAGACAUUCAUCCUGCGGAAUGGAGAGAUAAAUGGAUGGAUAUGAUCCCCGCCAAGCGAAUGGCGCAGACCUAUGAACUAAAAGGCGCAUAUGUGUUUUGUGCAUCGGAUGCUUCGAGCUAUAUGACUGGCGCUAACAUAGUUAUUGACGGCGGUUAUACCCUCCCCUAGGGUUGGAUACAGGUUAUAAUGGACAUUUUUUCGUAAGAUUUGAUAAUGAUGACUAUUUGCG
Aspergillus steynii IBT 23096 is the source of this 911-nucleotide messenger RNA. RefSeq names its product SDR family oxidoreductase. Gene Ontology annotation, molecular function: oxidoreductase activity, acting on NAD(P)H, oxygen as acceptor. Bases 59 to 850 code for a protein of 263 amino acids. The transcript is spliced from 5 exons. Lineage: Eukaryota; Fungi; Ascomycota; Eurotiomycetes; Eurotiales; Aspergillaceae. The record is from RefSeq and is a predicted model, not a curated record. Gene Ontology annotation, cellular component: intracellular anatomical structure.